AUGAGGUAGGUAGUGGAUAACCCAGCUCACACAGUUCACAGCUUCACCUCAUUCAUCUUCUUCAUCUCUUCUCCAAAAUCCAAAAAUGGAGUCCAAUUCCCAAGUACCACCACCAUCAUCAGAGAAAGACAACAACGUUGACCAGAAACCACUCCCAUCAGAACCAUCACCAUUCGCAGUAGCAUCACUCUCCCUUUCACUCUCCACCAUCCUCCCCUUCGUCCAACCCAAAUUCCCAUCAUCUUCUUCCCCACAACAACAACCCAACAAGGUCAAAGUCCCAACCCAAGCCUCCACCCUCACCCACCUCUCACUCUCCACCACCACCUCACCCUCGCCGCCCAAAUCCUCCUUCAAAUCCACCCUCUCCGCCAACCCCCUCCGCGCCCCUCACUCCUUAGGCCCCCACCGCCCCCUCGACCCUUCCAACGCCGCCGCACUCCGCCGCGCCUCCAUCGUCUGGUUCCGCAACGACCUCCGCGUCCGCGACAACGAGACUCUCAACACCGCCAACAACGAAUCGGUCUCAGUUCUACCUGUCUACUGCUUCGACCCUGCGGAUUACGGGAAAUCCUCAUCUGGGUUCGACAAAACCGGUCCCUACCGUGCUGCUUUCCUCAUCGAAUCGGUCAAGGAUCUUCGGAAGAAUCUUCAGGCAAGAGGGUCGGAUCUCGUUGUCAGAGUUGGCAAGCCGGAGACUGUGUUGGUGGAGCUGGCGAAGGCUGUUGGUGCUGACGCUGUGUAUGCUCACAGAGAGGUUUCGCAUGAUGAGGUGAAGGCGGAGGAGAAGAUUGAGGCGGCGAUGAAGGAGGAGAAUGUGGAGGUGAAGUACUUUUGGGGGAGCACUUUGUACCAUGUUGAGGAUUUGCCUUUUCAGUUGGAGGAUAUGCCUUCUAACUAUGGAGGGUUUAGGGACAGAGUUCAGAAGUUGCAGAUAAGGAACACCAUUGAAGCUUUGGAUCAGCUCAAGGGUCUUCCAAAACGAGGUGAUGUUGAGCCUGGUGAUAUUCCCUCAUUGAUGGACCUUGGUCUUAAUUCACCCGCCGCAAUGUCACAGGAUGGGAAGCCAGCCGCUAGUAGUACUAUGGUAGGAGGGGAGACUGAAGCGCUGCAGAGGCUCAAAAGAUUUGCAGCUGAGCUUGAAGCUCAACCACACAAAGGGUCUAAGAAUGGAACACAAGAUAGUAUAUAUGGUGCCAACUUUUCUUGCAAAAUUUCUCCAUGGUUGGCAAUGGGAUGCCUCUCACCUCGAACAAUGUUUGAUGAGCUAAAGAAGACCACCAGCAGAGCCAUAUCUGCUUCGUCAAAUGGAAAGGCUGGUGGCGGUGGCUCAUCCAACACGGGAACCAAUUGGUUGAUGUUUGAGUUGCUAUGGAGGGACUUCUUUAGGUUUAUUACCAAAAAAUACAGUUCUGCAAAGAAACAGCUGGAAGCUGCUCCAGUCACUGCUUGUACGGGUGCACUUGCUUAAGCUACAAGUUCUGACGAACAUAAGAGAGUUUGUUCAAGGAUGGGUAUUGGAUGAACAAGAUUCGGUUCCCCGGAAUUUGUAUUGUAACUAGCAAUUACAUUGUUUCAAUAUGGAAGCUUUACAUUAUUUUCUGGAUGGCAAGUGUUAACAAUGUUUUGGGAGAAAUUUCUAAAUGGAUGGAGUUACCAUGGGAUCUGUAUUUUUUAAAAUAAGGCCAAGGUGAUGGUUUUCGAAUAUUUGGUUCAUUAGUUGUGAAAAUAAGGAAGGUAAGUGAGUAAGAACUAAGCUCCCAAUUGGAUCAAAUUUCAAAAGAAUUUUGUACUAUAUUAAACAUGUGAAAUGUUGUUCAUUUUGAGAAUGUAAACAGUUGGAUGAAAUAAAUUGUUAAGACUA
Molecule: messenger RNA, 1864 nt
Organism: Lotus japonicus
Lineage: Eukaryota; Viridiplantae; Streptophyta; Magnoliopsida; Fabales; Fabaceae
Product: blue-light photoreceptor PHR2
Exons: 4
Coding region: 86-1471 (461 amino acids)
Biological process (GO): photoreactive repair
Molecular function (GO): DNA binding; FAD binding
Source: RefSeq, a predicted model, not a curated record